Messenger RNA from Cylindrotheca closterium, 3282 nucleotides. Lineage: Eukaryota; Bacillariophyta; Bacillariophyceae; Bacillariales; Bacillariaceae. The record is from the annotation of a GenBank genome assembly.
AUGUGGGGCGAUUUUAUGGAAAAGGCCAAGUCUAUGGCCGCAAACAUUGAUCAGCAGAUCACGGAAUCUGUGGGUAUAGAUGAAAAUGGCGAAGUCCAGGCUCAAGAGCCCAAGCAAGAUGACAAUGCUUGGAACGAUGAUUUUGACUUUGAUGAUGUUGACGAUUCACCUGCUCCUGUAGCCGAGUCUGCGCCUGCAAAGGAAUCAGAGCUAGAAGCAAUUCCACCACCCAAGUUGGUAUUAGACCCACAACCUCAGGAGGGACCAACGCAGGUCAUAGGGAAGCUAUCAGCUAUUGAGACAACCUUUCAAAUUGCAUCACAAGAAGGCCAGGACAGUGUACAAGCAGCAACGAAAUCCGAUAACGCUUCCCAACCGAGUGUAGAAUCUGCGAAUGACCCAGAACCAGUAAAAAUUACACCGCCUCAUGACUCAGAUACAACAGCUGAAGGGUGUGAAGGCAACAUCGAGACCGACGCUUUCGAUACAAGUGAAAUGUUCGAUGAUAGAUUGGAUCAAGAGGAGGAGGGCGAUGGCUUGAGGAUGGAUAGCAUGGAAGGAAACGAAGAAGCCCAGCAACAACCAGAAUCUUUGCCUGUAGCUAGAAUAGGAGCCGAAGUGGAAGAAGUAGAAGAAAAUGCACUUACGGAGGAUGACAUGAUGGUCAAAACGGAACCAGAAAAAGGCAAAGACAAGGUUCCAGAAUUAAAUGGUAAGAAAUCAGAACCAGUGACCCGAACGGAAGAAAGUGGAGCAGAAAUUGGUGAAGACAUGGAAGUACGAGAGUCGUUUGCCAAUCAAACUCAGCCCGAAUCAGAAAAGGAUGCAACAGACGAGGCUCCAAAAUCUUCCUCUGGGUUUUCUGGUAUGCUUCCUCCGGCUGUUGGAUCGUUGUCGUUUGGUUCUCCUCGUGCAAACAUGCUUUCGCCUUCGUCAAAUUCAGCAAAAGGAAAAGAGGAGACACCUAGGUCAACCAACGUGACUUCCUUGUUUUCGUCAAUUGCGUCCGCAGUAGAUUCGGCCCUAGACUCUGCAGUAGACAAAGCUCCUUCAGCCCCAGCUGUUGAUGUAGUCUCAGAAGAACACGAUGCAUGGGAUGACGAAGAUUUUGACUUUCCGGACGAUCAAAGCCUGCCCAAAGAGACAACCGUGCCUCAAGUCUACCCAGGAAAGGAAGUCGAAGUGGCAGGUAUGUCGGGCAGUGCGAAACAAGCAACUGGGUUUCCAGUGGAAACGUCGAUCGAGCCAGGAGAAAAAAAAAGCGCGCUGCCACCACUUGCAGAUAUGUCAUCCGAAUUACAGCCGUCAUCAGUAGUGGACAAGUCGGUCGCCGAGGAUAUUCCGAGCGAUUCUCAUUCUCCUGCAGAAGGAAAUAUUGAAAACGACCCACGAUACAAAAGGCUACAACAUGAGUUGAGACAAAGAGAAGAACAACUCACAAGUAAAUCAGUACAAUUGACUCAACUCCAAUCAUUAUGGGAGUCCCAGGAGCGGGAGUUGCGACAGAAAAUACAGGACACAAAGGAAGAAGCCAAAACACGGAUUCAACGCGCCAAGGAACGAUGCGAGACUGCCGAAGCAAGAUUGAAACAGAAUGCAGCACAAGGAGGACAAAGUUCAGCAGAAAAAGAGCAACUAAUUAAUGACUUGAGGUCAGAGGGAGAGGUCCUAAUGCGUAAGCAAAGCCAGAUGGAACAGGCAGUUCGCAACGCCAAUGGAGAAACCAGGCAGUUGAGGUCCAAGUUGGCAGAAGAAACCGCUAUGAAGCAGAAAGCAAUGGGCAAGGUCGAAAAACUUGAAUCGGAGCUGAAAGAAACAAAGGAAUCGUUGAAGUCGGCCCAGAAAGGCGAGUCCCAGGCAGGCAAGUUAGAGAACGAUCUGCUUGCGGCGAGAUCUGAAAGCGAAAUGAAGGCAUCUACUAUUCUAUCGUUGCAACAGAAAGUGAAGGAACUGGCAGCGGAAGGAAAGGAAUUGAAGAAAGAAAUGGAAAAGUCGAAGAAAACUGCUGUGCAAGAUGCACAGCAAGAGAGGAAGAACCUGCGACGUGAGCACAAUGAUGUCAUUUCUGAUUUGGAAACAAAGCUACGGACAACUGAGCGAGAAGCCGGCGUCAGAGAAGAUGCUCUUCGCCACGAAGUUACCGAACUUCGUAAACGCUGGCAGGACGCAGUCCGCCGUGCGGAUGCCCUCAGUAUGGAUGUGCAGUCGAGCACAGCUCCCCUUUUGAGGCAACUUGAAAGUAUGGAACGACAAAACCGUGCCAGAGCAGCAGGGUGGACCGAAUUGGAAAACAGACUCCGAUCGGAGCUGGAGGAAACCGUCAUUCAAAAUGAAACAUUGUCGCGCGAACGAUCUGAGUUCAAGACAAAGUAUACACGACUGGAACGUUCGGCAAAUGAAAGCGAGACCGAAUUGAAGGAAUUGAGGAGGACAAUCGAAGAUCAAACCGCAAAGAUCGACAAAUUGGAAAGCCAAGUGGAAACUCUAGCCUCGGAAGCCGAAAAACGCGAAGAAGAAUACCAGAAGGUAGAACGUUUGGCCAAUGAAGGUGUUAUGAGAGUGCGCAGUGAAAUGACUCAGACAGUGGUUGAUAGUGAGGAGCGUUAUCGGGGCCAAAUUGAGAAGCUCGAAUCUGAUUUGCGCUUGGAAAAAGAGAGGCGAGACCAGUUGCAAAAUCAAGUUGAAGAUUUGUUAGAGAAUACUGGUAUCCCCAUGCCCAUCCCAGUCGCACAAACACCGAACUCCGAGAGUAAACCCAAGAAGCUGCGCCAAGCAGAAGGCCAGGCGCAAAUUUUGGCUGGGGCAUUGGGAUUCGCCGGUGAUAGUGAUGAUGAAACUGACGAUGGAAUACUGGGUGGAGGAAUGGAUCGAGGUGGUGGAAGUGGAAGCGGUGGAGUUGGUAGCUUUGCAGCGUUGGAACAACUAACUUCUCGGUUGAAGGCUGCGCAAGUGGAGUUGGAGUCUCUUCGAAGCAAUUUGAGAGAGUCGGAAAGAAGUAGAGAAUCCUUGGUGAAGGACCUAGCGGAAUCACAAAAUGCUAAGGAAAAACUGCCUUUGUUCGAAGCUAAGGUAAAGACGUUGACCGAAGAGAACAGAGAAAUGGAGCUGGAGAUUCGAGGAUUGAGAGACGAUAUUGCUGACGUGAGAGAGUUGUAUCGCAGUCAACUGAAUAUUUUGCUCGAGGAAAAAACAUCCCAUCUACAACCGGGAAAUGAAGCUUUUAUCACUCCGAUUGACGAAGCUGGAGAAGACGAUGAAUCAGAAGCGAUAGCAUCAGCUUAA